GGGGUUUGGCGGCGGCGCUUUCCCGGCUCGGUUGGCUUUUUACUCGGAAGAUGCUUCGCCGGCGAUGGGAAAACCUUGCAAGUUCCUCUCUGGAGCUGCAUCGGGGUGGGACAGCUCCCAUUCACCUCUAGUCCUUCACCUUGGAGGUCGUGCCUUGAGGCUGGAAGAGAAGCCCUGCAGAUGGGCGAGCAGUGGGUCCAGCCCUGUUCCGUGCCGAUGGAGGAGUCCUUCCCUCUCCCUUUCCCUGCGGUGCCCUCGGCUCGAGGGAGGAGCCCGAGUUCGUGACCGCUCGCGCUGGCGAGAGCGUGAUCCUGGGAUGCGACGUGAUCCACCCGCUCACGGGACAGCCCCCUCCCUAUGUCGUGGAGUGGUUCAAGUUCGGCGUCCCCAUCCCCAUCUUCAUCAAGUUCGGGUUUUAUCCUCCCCAUGUCGACCCAGAGUAUGCCGGCCGGGCCAGCCUGCACGACAAAGCCUCCCUGCGCAUUGAGCAGGUGCGCUCCGAGGACCAGGGCUGGUACGAGUGCAAAGUGCUCAUGCUGGACCAGCAGUACGACACCUUCCACAACGGCAGCUGGGUCCACCUCACGGUCAACGCUCCCCCCACGUUCACGGAGACACCGCCGCAGUACGUAGAGGCGAAGGAGGGCAGCAGUGUCACCCUGACCUGCAUGGCGUUCGGGAACCCCAAGCCCAUCGUCACCUGGCUGAGAGAGGGAGACCUUUUGGGUGCCAAUGGCAAGUACCAGGUGAGCGACGGGAGCCUUACGGUGCUCUCCGUCAGCCGGGAGGACAGAGGUGCCUACACCUGCCGUGCGUACAGCAUCCAGGGGGAGGCCGUGCACACCACGCGCCUGCUCGUUCAAGGACCUCCCUUUAUCGUUUCCCCUCCGGAGAACAUCACGGUCAACAUCUCCCAGGAUGCGCUCUUCACCUGCCAGGCCGAGGCGUACCCCGGGAACCUCACCUACCUGUGGUACUGGGAGGAGGAGAACGUCUACUUCAAGAACGACCUGAAGUUGAGGGUGCGGAUCCUGAUCGAUGGGACGCUCAUUAUUUUCCAUGUCAAGCCAGAGGAUGCUGGAAAAUACACCUGUAUCCCCAGCAACAGCCUGGGCCGCUCGCCAUCAGCCUCUGCCUACCUGACAGUGCAGUAUCCUGCCCGUGUGGUGAACAUGCCCCCCGUCAUCUACGUUCCCAUCGGGAUACACGGAUACAUCCGCUGCCCGGUCGAGGCAGAGCCCCCGGUCACGCUGGUCAAGUGGAACAAGGACGGGCGUCCCCUGCGAAUCGAGAAGUAUGCUGGCUGGAACCUGCUGGAGGACGGGUCGAUCCGGAUAGAGGAGGCGACUGAAGACGCUCUCGGCACUUACACCUGUGUGCCUUAUAACGCCCUGGGUACGAUGGGCCAGUCUCCCCCUGCCCGACUGGUACUGAAGGACCCCCCCUAUUUCACGGUGCUACCAGGCUGGGAGUACAGACAGGAGGCAGGGAGGGAGCUGUUGAUUCCUUGCGCUGCUGCCGGAGACCCCUUUCCCAUCAUCGCCUGGAGAAAGGUCCUCUCGGAAACGGGGGAACCGUCUGCCUUGCCACGACCGGAGAGACCGGAUCCCCUGCCGGUGGCCGGCGGUGUCCCCUGGGCCGCGCAGGUAGGGAAGCCCAGCAGGAGCAAGCACAACACGCUGCCCGGCGGCACCCUGCAGAUCCGCUCCCUCGGCAAGGACGACCACGGAGAGUGGGAGUGCGUCGCCACCAACAUCGUCGCAAGCAUUACUGCCAGCACCCACCUUACCGUCGUAGGCACAAGCCCUCACGCCCCGACCAGCGUGCACGUCGUGGCCGCCAUGACCUCAGCCAACGUCUCCUGGGAGCCCGGCUACGACGGUGGAUACGAGCAGACUUUCUCAGUUUGGUACGGCCCUCUGAUGAAGAGAGCCCAGUUUGGCCCCCAUGACUGGCUGUCUCUCCCUGUGCCAGCUGGUUCCAGUUGGCUACUGGUGGAUACCUUGGAACCUGAGACUGCUUACCAGUUCAGUGUCUUGGCUCAAAACAAGCUGGGCACCAGCUCCUUCAGUGAGGUGGUCACUGUGAACACUCUAGCAUUCCCUGUAACAACUCCAGAGCCUCUGGUGUUGGUUACCCCACCGAGGUGCCUAACAGCCAACCGGACACAGCAAGGCGUCCUCCUGUCGUGGCUCCCUCCCGCUAACCACAGCUUCCCCAUCGACCGCUACAUCAUGGAAUUCCGCGUCGCCGAGAGGUGGGAGAUCUUGGACGACGGCAUCCCAGGGACCGAGGGCGAGUUUUUUGCCAAGGACUUGUCCCAGGACACCUGGUAUGAGUUCCGUGUCCUGGCGGUCAUGCAGGAUCUCAUCAGCGAACCCAGCAACGUCGCUGGGGUGUCCAGUACAGACGUAUUCCCUCAGCCUGACCUGACGGACGAGGGUCUAGCCCGCCCGGUGCUGGCUGGCAUCGUUGCCACCAUCUGCUUCCUGGCUGCUGCCAUCCUCUUCAGCACACUCGCCGCCUGCUUCGUCAACAAGCAACGCAAACGCAAGCUCAAGCGCAAGAAAGACCCUCCUCUCUCGAUAACCCACUGCAGGAAGAGUUUGGAGUCCCCGUUGUCUUCAGGCAAGGUGAGUCCCGAGAGCAUCCGCACGCUCCGUCCCCCCUCGGAGUCCUCUGACGACCAGGGUCCGCAGGCCAAGCGGAUGCUGAGCCCCACCAAGGAGAAGGAGCUCUCCCUUUACAAGAAGACCAAACGAGCCAUCAGCAGCAAGAAGUACAGCGUCUCCAAGGCGGAGGCCGAAGCCGAGGCCACCACCCCGAUCGAGCUCAUCAGCCGCGGGCCCGACGGCCGCUUCGUCAUGGACCCGGCGGAGAUGGAGCCCUCCCUGAAGACACGGCGGAUCGAGGGCUUCCCCUUCGUGGAGGAGACGGACAUGUACCCCGAGUUCAGGCAGUCGGACGAGGAGAACGACGACCCCGUCGUCCCCACCUCCGUGACCGCCCUGAAAGCGCAGCUCACCCCUCUCUCCUCCAGCCAGGAGUCCUACCUUCAGCCACCAGCAUACAGCCCCCGGUUCCACCGGGCGCUGGAGGGUCCCGGCGCCCUGCAGGCCACGGGCCAGGCCCGCCCGCCGGCCCCCCGGGGUUUCCACCACCAGUUUUACGGUUACCUCAGCAGCAGCAGCCCCGGGGAGGUGGACCCGCCGCCCUUCUACAUGCCAGAAGUCAGCCCGCUGAGCUCGGUCAUGUCCUCCCCGCCGCUGCCCCCCGAGGGGCCCUUCGGACACCCCACCAUCCCCGAGGAGAACGGGGAGAACGCCUCCAACAGCACGCUGCCCCUGGCCCAGACCCCCACGGGGGGCCGGUCCCCCGAGCCCUGGGGCAGGGCCGAGUUCCCCUUCGGCAGCCUGGAGCUGGCCCCCGCGCCGUUCCCCCACCAGCUCCAGCCCUGCGAGGCAGCUGAGGGCUCCCAGCCCACCGGCUGCCUUCCUCGGGGGCCGCCCCCCUCCUCCCUCCAGGUGGUCCCCGCGUCCUACUCGGGCAUCCUGCCCCUGGAGGCACCAAAGAGCUGGACCGGCAAGUCACCGGGCAGGGGUCAAUCCUCCGCGCCCGCUACCACCAAGUGGCAGGACAAACCUAUGCAACCCAUGGGAUGUCAAGGGCAGCUAAGACAUACCAGCCAGGGUAUGGGCAUACCCGUGUUGCCUUACCACGAACCGUCCGAGCCCGUCGGCCCCAGCGGCACAAGCACAUUCAGCCUGGACACCAGGUGGUACGAGCCCCAACCCCGACCUCGGCCCAGCCCUCGGCAGGUCAGGAGGGCUGAGCCCAGUUUACAUCAGGUGGUGCUACAACCUUCAAGGCUUUCUCCUCUGACCCAAAGCCCCCUCAGCUCCCGCAACAGCUCCCCGGAGCUGACCGCCCGCGCCCGGCCCCGGCCCGGCCUCAUCCAGCAGACGGAGGUGUCGGAGAUCACGCUGCAGCCGCCCGCGGCCGUCAGCUUCUCCCGCAAGUCCACGCCGUCGUCGACGGGAUCCCCCGCGCCCAGCAGCCGGGGGGACAGCCCCAGCUUCCGACCGACCACCGCCUUCACCCCCGUGGGCACCGGCUUCUCCAACUCCCAGGGCUCCUCCCUGCCCGUGGACACCAUGGAUGUUUUCGGAGACAUCCCCUCUCCGAGGAGGGCUGGCGAGGAGAUUCUCCAACCGGAGCCGACAUCCACCACCACGGUAGCCGCCACGGGAAAACAUCCAUCUCCGCCCGGGGACGCUGCUGCACCUGAGAGGCUCGAAGCUCUGAAAUACCAGCGGAUAAAGAAGCCCAAAAAGUCAUCCAAGGGCUCCUCGAAAUCCAGAAAACAACCCAACGGCUCUGCCUCCCAGGUUCAGCACCCUCCCAGCUCUCAGGUACUGUCGCCUGACGAAGCUGUCUGCCUCCGCAAGAAGAAGAGACACCCUCGUCAGGACCCCUUCGCCCGGCUCUCGGCGCUGAAGGACGACCUCUGCCACCGGCAGCUCCCCGAAGACCAGACAGCCAUUCUCAACAGCGUGGACCACGAUGACACCAGCGGGCACGCCACCCUGCUUUAGCCUGCGCCGGCCCCAGGAGGUGGAACAGGAGCAGUGGAGGGAGCUGAUGGGGAUGGAGGCGAACGUUCGUCGGUGCCGUGCCGUGAUGUGAUUUCUUACCGCGUGAUGUGUAAAUCUUGACUCGUAACCGCGAGCCGGGGCGACGCAGGCGUGCGAGCCGAGGGGGUUCGGCUGCGUGGGCCCCAAAAAGCCUCCGUCGGCAGGUGCUGAGCCUGAGGGCGAGAGCGGCUGGAGGUGCCCAGCUCUGCGGAUGGACACGGAUGGCUCCUGGGAGCGGCCGCGCAAAGCUAAGCCCAGCGUUUCGCGUCAGCCUAAAACACGUUCCUGCUGGUUCCACUGUUCCCCCCUCUCCCUUCUCCCGCUCCAGCCCGACUGUGUUGGCUGUGACACCCGUCAGGGUCAUGUCCCUCCCUUUGCCCCCCUGUUCCCCUCGGUAAUGCUGUUCUAACUCUUCACCAGAAUGUAUUUCCUCUUCGAAGUACUUAGGGUAGGUUUGGUGGCUGGUGGUUUUCUGGAUUGCGCAGGCCUUUUUUUUUUGUUUUGGUUUGUUUUUAGCAGGAAAGGUGGAACCCGCUCCGAGAACAGCUGGGCUUGCUUUCCUGCUCUGCCUCCACUCUCUGACUGCGUGGCCUUGGGCAAGUCACUUAACCUCUCUGUGCCUCAGUUCUCCCAUCUGUAAAAUGGGGAUAAGUCAUAUUUGAGCACUUUGGACAAGCACUUGGUGGCCUAUAGACUGCAAGUGCUACGUAAAUGCUUAGUGCUGAUACCAAGCAAUCCCUACCUUUAAAAUAUUUAGAGUUGUUGUUUUUGUUUUUGGUUUUUUUAGUUUGAAGUGGUAAAAUCAACCGCUGUAUCCAGGUUUGCACAGUUCUUCCUCUAUGGUAAAGUGCUAAACCCUCCAGCCUGCCUGGGAAUAAAACACCAAGUGUUUCAUGUAGAUAUUCUUGCUUUGAGUGGAUUCAGGCUGUAGAAAAAGCAUCGGGAGAACCGAAGAGCCUGCAGGCAUGUUUUUGCCCCAGGCUCUCUAUUUGCAUAUGAAACUUUUGUUUAUUCCCAGGUAGAAUUGCCAAGAGAUUCUCUGCAAUCUCGCCUUUAAUUCUGCUUUGCCUUGGUUUUUGCUCUUGCUGCUGGUUGAACCUCCAAGGGCUGAGAUGUUUGGAGAAAGACGUGAGCUCUGGGUUGUGAUCCGGCACUCCAGCCGCGCCGCGCUCCCCGGGAGCUCUCAGGUCGGAGCCUGUUUAUUGCUCUGCCGAAAAAACACCUGGUUUUAGAGGCUGUGCUUCCUCUCCCAGCAGGAGGCUCGGGAACCUGCGACCACCAAAAGCAGAGCACCGUGUCUUUUCCAAUCUCCAGGCCCUCAGUAAGGUUUGAACCACUGGACAAUGAACCCUCUGAAUCGAUAACGAGAUAUUUCUGAGCUUUAACAACUUUGUGUAGGUGGUCUUCAAACCAUCAGCAGGUUUGUCUCGGGAAGGAGGGAGGGCCUGGCAGAAAUGUCCCUCUCUUUCCAGCCUGCACCAGGGCCUUUUAUUGACGUGACGAGUGACCUGACGUAAGAACCUCAACUCUCAGAGUGAGAAUUCAACUUUGCUAACAGUAUGACUGCGAAUUUCUUUUAUUUGAGUGUGCUCUUAGGGUUUUUCCCUAGAAUCCGCUCGGAUCUGAAUUGAUUUAUUGCCAUUCUCCCGCUCAGCAGCGGGGAACACUCUGCCUGGCUCACUUACUCAGCUUGCUGGUAACCUCAGCUGGGCUGCUCCCCGUGGGCUGGGCUGCUCCCGACGGACAGGUGACCAUCGGGGCCGGGGGAGGUGUGGAGGCUUUGCGCUGGCCAUGCCGUGGCCAACUUGCUCUUCCUUUCGCUCUCGUUGCCUCAACCUCUCCAACAGGGGGCCUGCUUUUUCCUUUGAGUGCUUUCCAAACUAUUUACGAUGCCCAUUCGGAUGGGCAAGGCGCUGUCUUCAGGCUCUUGAGGUUGCUACCUCGGGACUGUGCCCCAUCCCGUCUUAAGGAGCUCUAGAGGACUUGGAGCGGAGGGAAGGUUGACGGAGCGUGCCGGCUUGCUGCGUCAGUCUUUUGAGAGUUGUUUUCCUUUUGCAGGUGUUUUGAGCCACUGGGCUUUUCAUGGUCUUCGACCUUUAGAGCCUGGAGCUGCAGCCCUCUCUCUUUCAGCUGUGCACCUGCCACGCUGCUGGAGUGGGAAAUCCCGCCCGGGCGCCUCGUGGAAGCAGCUCCUCCCUAAAACCAUCCUUAACUCCUUUCCCUGCUAGACCGAGUUACCUUCCGAUAGACUCGGGCCGUGCUUUGGCUGACUGGCUCACCUCUUGCUUUGGCAACCUCCUCGCUUCUCCCAGCCCUCUGGUUUCCAUGCCCUCCAGGGGGUCGCUCCUCUCUCCUCCCACGGACCUGGGACAUCGAAGCCGUGUCAGACGAUGCCAAACGCUUCCCCCAUUUCACCCCCGUUUGAACUCCGUGUCGCUUUUUGGUGGUUUGCAAACACAGCUGCUGCUGCUGCUGCUGCUGCUUCAUUUCUUACUUUUAUUUUUUCUUUCAUGCUGCAAAAAUAUAUCUUGAUUUUUAUCUUCCUGG
Messenger RNA from Myiozetetes cayanensis, 7181 nucleotides. RefSeq names its product immunoglobulin superfamily member 9B (gene IGSF9B). Gene Ontology annotation, biological process: cell-cell adhesion. Gene Ontology annotation, molecular function: protein binding. The coding region runs from base 534 to 4595 and encodes 1353 amino acids. NCBI's taxonomy places the organism in Eukaryota, Metazoa, Chordata, Aves, Passeriformes, Tyrannidae. The transcript is spliced from 22 exons. The record is from RefSeq and is a predicted model, not a curated record.